CCUCUUUCGUGAUCACCUAACUGAUCGGGCAAAGCUGCAAUCAAGCACUGCCGGGCGCCCACACCGGAAGGUUUAACAAACGGAUACUUCCAAAUGUUCCCAAAGCUCAUCGGUCCACUUGGCGUUCAGUCCAACACCCGGAAUGACGGGGAUCAUGCAAACAGGCGACAGCCGUGCUAAUUAAUUCGCUGCCAGAAUUGUAACUGCAAUGUUACAAGUAGGGGGAUGCCUUUGCAUGGGCCUGCUUUGCCUCAGAUCCUUAAAAUACUUUUUAUCAGCACCAAAUUAAGCUUCGAGUAUCGAGCUCAAGGCCAGACAAAACCAUUGUGCCUCCCAUCUCAGCAGCUUUGUGUUCUUCAAUGAUACUAUUCAUGACAUCGAAGUCACCCGCGCUGACUGACGAACACCACCCCCCUUUUUCGAGAGCCGUCCACAUCUGUACUCGCUCCACGCAACCGAAGCUGAGCGCUGACGAUCUCGUACCGGGGCGUCCGCAGCGUGGUCAGAUUGGGGAAUUCAAGCUCGAUUUCGAUUCUCGUCCCCUGUCCAGUCCCCGGUUUUAACCUGGCCCCCAGCAGAUUCCGUGCGAACAGCCCUGCUAUUGUCUGGGGGCCGAGGGGACCUUUUUUGCGACGCUGAUCGCCCCCGCCACGACUCGUAUUUUCGCAGCGAGGAAAAAAGGGCCAAGCGUUCUGUCCUCUUCUUUUCGACUCGCGGUGGUUGCGAAAUCAUGAUUUCUCGUCAAAACUGGUAGAAAACACAACGGAAAGCGUUCGAGACGAACUCGCGCCGCCGCCUUACACUCCUUUUUUCCUUUCUUCUCUCGCCAUGGCCGUGAACCGGUCCAUUUUCCGCCGAAUGCUGGCGGUAGCCGGAUCCGGUGGCGCCGGGCUGGUCCCGUGUCUCGCCGCGCUCGGGCUGGUGUUCCUACAGGUCGGCGCGGCGGUCAAUCUCUGGAACUCCCGCGAGCGAGGGCAAUUCAACUUUUCGCCAUCUUCGAGUUUAACGAUAUCCGAACUUUUGAGGUUCUUGAUUGCGACUUUGUUGCUGAAACGCGAGGUUCGCAGACGAAAUACUAGCACCGAGUACUCUUCGCUAGGGAACGGGUCGGAGGACUUGGAUCUUGGCGCUGAUGAGGACGGACGGUCGUCUGGCGAGUACGCUGCGGAGAAGCUAUCGCGACAAGCUCCUCGCAUUGGAGGCGCGAGGGCACUCUGGCGUUAUGUCUGGGGAGACGCGGACUUGAGAUUCGGACUGAUGAGGAUUGCUUUACUGCAAAUGCUCAGCAACAACUUGUUGUUUCUCAACUAUUUGGUCAGCGAUCCAGGCACUGUCUCCAUCACGAAGAGCGGCAUCAUGGUCGCAGCAGCUCUGGUCACAACGCCCGCUCUUGGAUUGAAGGGCCCCAAGACUAGAUGGAUGGCUUUCUUGAUCCAGACGUCGGGUCUGGUACUGUCCCAGUUCUACCCACAACAUCGCACGAGGGCUUCGACAUACCAGCUUCCCCUCUACGUCAGCAUUGUCGGCCAGGCCAGCUUCAGUGCCUUAUCCGACAUCCACAGCGAGAAGCUUUUGAAGGCUACCGACUUGAGCUCGAACGGCGCAAACAUUGUCUUGGGAGCUUUCGGUGCGAUCCUCAACCUGCUCGUGCAUGCGCUUGUGCGACUAUACAGCUCCUUCGAACCCACUUUCUUCGGGGGCUACGACAGUAAGGGCUUGUCGGUAGUAUUCAUGACCACACUUGUAGCUCUGAUUACUACGGUUUCACAGAAGAGGGUCGACUCAUGGGUGAGAUGGUUCAUCAACGACACCACUAGUAUCGUGUUGAUGCUUGUGUCCGCGCACUUCUUCUUGUCCCGAUACAGCAUGUUCCUCAUACCCGGCACAGUGCUCAUAUUCAUCGCUUCGCUGGCAUACAUGAAGUAUGCUCCCUUGAAAGAGUACAUUAGUUCGUCUCCUGUGGAUGACGUGCCGAACUCUUUCGCGCCGCCUCCAUCCUACAAGAAAGCAAAGUUCGGCCUUCUCACCCUUGCCAGCUUCCUCGGUGCAGGCAUCAUUCCCUACGCGACACUUUCUGAACUCCCGCACACCCCCGAGUACCGACUCGUGAUGAGAGAUGACACCGACGGACACUGCUCAACACCCCCGGCCGAAAUCAUCACGCCCUUCACGGAUAAGCAGGAGCCGUACAAGAUCUCGACAGGUCCUGGUAACCUCACUGCCUCACCUUUUAGCAAUACGCUCGCCAUGAUUCGCUGGAAUGCGAAGCGCAUGGAGCGCGUGCCCCUCCUCAUGAAAUACAAGCCCUUUUACCACACCGUCCACAUCUCCAUGCCGGAGAUGGUCGAGGAUAAGCCCGAAGACUGGCACAAUCUUACGCACUCGCAGUACCCACACCACGAAACGAUUUAUAUGCAAGUUGCUAGGACGAUGAAGCUCAUCCUCGACGAGCAACCCGAUAUUGAAGGAUUGAUGUACUUCCACUUCGAUUCCUGGAUCGACCCGAUGGCUUGGGUAGAUGAGAAUCGCGAGUCCAUCUGGUUCCCGACAUCCCACAACACGCGACAGUUCGAGGGCGACGGCCCGCGGUACAUGUGUAUGACGGACUGGCAGAAGUUUCCGCAAUGGUGGGGUUGGUACCACAAAUGGAACGAGAAGGCCGUCACCGUCAACGGCGAGAUUAUCCGGAUGAACCGCGGCUACACGAUCGAGGAAAAGGAGUUUUGCGUAGGCUGGUCAGACAUUUUCUACAUUCCUCGACGCUUCUUUGCCGACUUCAUUUUCCUGUCAUCCGUGUACGGUUGCGCGGACCUGUUCCACGAGGUUGCGAUUCCGACGAUGCUCAACAUUAUUGACCGGAGCCGGAGGAGUGAGAAGGCCAAGUUUCAGUCGGUCAUUGACCGGAUCGGAGACUGCUGGGGAGGAUGCUGCGAUGAUUCGGCGACAGCCCAUGACGUCAAGUGGACGAGGUGUGGUCACAGGUUGAAUUACUUGAACCAGGAGGUGAUUGAUGCGCAUUACAGCCGGUUGGACGAGCAAACUGCAUGGCUUGGCCAGGCUGAGAGACAAAAGUCUGGAGGUGAAAGGCGUUGAUGGUUUGUUUUGUGGAACAUAGGUCUAUCGGAGCAUUUGAGUGGACAUAGCGUGUAUUUGUUUCUGGCACCUGUAACAUUAUUCGAGGCGCAAAAUGUAUCUAGCAUUGAACUGGACAUAACAUAACUUGAACAAUUAAAAGACG
Messenger RNA from Colletotrichum scovillei, 3238 nucleotides. RefSeq lists its product as uncharacterized. The record is from RefSeq and is a predicted model, not a curated record. The transcript is spliced from 5 exons. Lineage: Eukaryota; Fungi; Ascomycota; Sordariomycetes; Glomerellales; Glomerellaceae. Gene Ontology annotation, biological process: pyrimidine nucleotide-sugar transmembrane transport. Gene Ontology annotation, molecular function: pyrimidine nucleotide-sugar transmembrane transporter activity. Bases 829 to 3093 code for a protein of 754 amino acids. Gene Ontology annotation, cellular component: Golgi membrane.